AUGUCUUUCGUCGGCGGAGGCGCUGACUGUUCAGCCAACGGCAAUGCUAUUGCCCAAUUCAACAAACACACCCAAGAAGACAGAUCCUUACAGAGACAGAGUGCUGGCCAAGGUCCCGCCCUCCAAGGCCCGGGGUUCAAGCAGGACAACUUGAUGAACGCUCGUGAAAGACAGAACAUGGAACAGUUCAUGAACGGCAGCGGUGGUGCCAGCAGCUUCCAGUUCCAACCCAUGCGCCACGAGUUGAACAUGAUGCAAGCAGGACCCGCUGUGAACCACCAGCAACCCCAGCAGCAGUGGAGUGGCGAAUUCCAGACCCACAGCCCGUCACCAGUGUCGCACCAAAGCACUGGAAAGGUCGGCAGCCCCAUCAACUCGCAGUGGGCAUCUGAGUUCCAGCAGAAGCCCAUGGACCAGGCCAUGCACUCACCCCAGUCCCAAUACACCACCAUGCCCUCGAUGAGAAUGGGCGGAUACCGUCCCAUGAUGGGUAUGUCCAUGAUGGGCGGUGGCUUGCACCACCAACAGGUGCAGCCAGCAGGCGCUGCCCAACAGGCCCAGGAGCCCCAGGUGGACUGGGACAACCACUUCAAGGAAAUCGAGGAGUUGACCAACACAGCCAAAGAGGCCGAGGCCGAGGCAGUGGAACGUGCCGAGUCCCCAGAAUUCGUCAUUGACGACAAGUACCAGGCUACCUUCCAGGAGGUGUGGGACGGGUUGAACUCAGAAGCGGUCGAGAACGACUUCAUCAACCAACAGUACGAAGACUUCAAGAACACCCAGCGCGAGCCACUCCCAGCUGAUUUGAGCCAGUGGGAAAAGGACUUCGCCAGAUAUGCAUCCACCAGAGCCCAUUUCGGCGACUACCAAUUCGAGAACAAGGAACACAACCAAUUCUUGGACUUGCCCAAGGAAACCGACCUCUACGAAAUAGGGUUACAGUUGAUGGAAAAUGGGGCCAAGCUUUCCGAGGCCGCUUUGGCCUUCGAGGCCGCUAUCCAGCAAGACGAGGGCCAUAUCAACGCCUGGCUCAAGUUAGGAGAAGUCCAGACUCAAAACGAAAAGGAAAUAGCCGGUAUAUCUGCCUUGGAAAGGUGUUUGGAAUUGCACCCCGAAAACUCAGAAGCCUUGAUGACCUUGGCAAUCUCCUACAUCAAUGAAGGUUAUGACAACGCAGCGUUCGCUACCCUCGAGAGAUGGAUGUCCACGAAAUACCCCCAAGUUGCAGACCGUGCCCGUGAAGAAAAUCCAGCCAUCACAGAUGAAGACAGGUUCUCUUUGAACAAGAGAGUGACCGAGUUGUUCAUAAAGGCUGCCCAACUCUCGCCCAACCAGGCCAAUAUGGAUGCAGAUGUACAGAUGGGAUUAGGAGUCUUAUUCUACGCGAACGAAGAUUUCGACAAGACUAUCGACUGCUUCAAAGCAGCCUUAACCAUUAGGCCCGACGAUGCGGUAUUGUGGAACAGAUUGGGAGCCUCGUUGGCAAACUCCAACCGUUCUGAGGAGGCCGUGGACGCUUACUUCAAGGCACUUUCCUUGAAGCCAACCUUUGUCAGAGCCAGAUACAACUUGGGGGUGUCGUGUAUCAACAUCGGAUGCUACAAGGAGGCUGCAGAACACUUAUUGAGUGGAUUGGCAAUGCACCAGGUCGAGGGCGCCCAAGACAACUAUAGUCCCACCAACCACAACCAAUCCACUGCAUUAACCGAGACGUUGAAGAGGGCGUUCAUCGCCAUGGACAGAAGAGAUUUGGUAGAAUUGGUCAAACCGGGAAUGGACUUGAACCAGUUCAAGGGCGAGUUCAACUUCUGA
Molecule: messenger RNA, 1812 nt
Organism: Suhomyces tanzawaensis NRRL Y-17324
Lineage: Eukaryota; Fungi; Ascomycota; Pichiomycetes; Serinales; Debaryomycetaceae
Gene: PEX5
Product: Pex5p
Exons: 1
Coding region: 1-1812 (603 amino acids)
Biological process (GO): protein import into peroxisome matrix, docking
Cellular component (GO): peroxisomal membrane; cytosol
Molecular function (GO): protein binding
Source: RefSeq, a predicted model, not a curated record